Messenger RNA from Aegilops tauschii subsp. strangulata, 624 nucleotides. The record is from RefSeq and is a predicted model, not a curated record. NCBI's taxonomy places the organism in Eukaryota, Viridiplantae, Streptophyta, Magnoliopsida, Poales, Poaceae.
AUGGAGGCCAACACUGGGGAGAUGAGGAGGGAGGAAGCUGGCCGCCGCACCCACCGCCGCCGUGGUGCGAGUUCGAAGUCGACGACACCUCGCAAGAACCUGGGGCUUAUGGGCGUGCGGCAGCGGCACUGGGGCCGGUGGGCGGCGGAGAUCCGCGUGCCCCGCACCCGCGGUAGGCUGUGGAUUGGUACAUUCCGGUGCCCCGAGCAGGCGGCGCUCGCCUACGACGUCGCGCUCUUCUGCUACUACGGAGAUACCCCACCGCGCGAGUUCAACUUCCCCGCCGUGCCGCGCCCCUAUGUCCCCGAGCACCGGCGCGGCAGCCUCACGCCCGCCAAUAUUAAGGCCAUCGCCGAGACGCACGUCCUCGCUCUCUACGGCCACGUCGCUCGGUCGAACGUGCCCGUGCCCAUGCCCGUGCCAGCGGCUAUUGAACCCCUCACUGAUGUGGCCAUGGUGGCCGUCGCCGGCGCAGGUAGUGCAACUAAUAACACCGGUGUCACAACUGCUAUUGACCAUAGUAACAACAACGAGAGUUACAUCGACAUGGAUGACAAUGUGGCUGCAGACGCCCCCCUGCUCUCCAUAGACUUCGAAACCUUCGCAAACAUGGUUGGCCUAUAA